This is a messenger RNA of Hyalella azteca, 802 nucleotides long. RefSeq names its product cuticle protein 19. NCBI's taxonomy places the organism in Eukaryota, Metazoa, Arthropoda, Malacostraca, Amphipoda, Hyalellidae. The transcript has 4 exons. Bases 49 to 735 code for a protein of 228 amino acids. Gene Ontology annotation, cellular component: extracellular matrix. The record is from RefSeq and is a predicted model, not a curated record.
ACUCAAGCACUUCGACUGCGAACCGACCCGAGACAACCUACUUUCGACAUGCUUUCUGUUUUGAGUUGCGUCCUCCUGGCCGCCAUGGCCUCCGCACGGCCAGAGGGCGGCCAUUCUAAAGCCAUUCUUCAUCAUCCCAGCCUCUUUGCUGGCCACCGUGGACAAAACUCUGGCUUUGGCCAAGAAUACUUCGGCCAUGAAUCUCGUCAUCAAGCUGGCCAUCAGUCCUUCAGCCAUCAUGACGUGGCCCAUCAAAGUCUUGGCCACCGAAAUUUUGGUCACCAGAGUAUAGGACAGCACGGAGGAUACGAAGCCCCUGUCCGUCAUGGAGGAUAUGGAGCUCCUGUCCAUCAUGGAGGAUACGAAGGACCUGUCCACCAUGGAGGAUACGAAGGACCUGUCCGUCACGGAGGAUAUGGUCCUGACCAUCACGACGACCAUUACGUGAACAAGGACUACGGCUUCGAGUAUACGGUUCAGGAUCCGUAUUCCGGCGCUGAACACGGCCACACGGAGCAGCGUGACGGUUACGUCACAAAGGGCGCGUACUUCGUCGACCUUCCAGACGGUCGACGUCAGACCGUAACAUACACGGCUGACGAAUACGGUUACCAUCCAGUCGUGACGUACGACGGGGAGGCUAACUACGAUGUCCAUGCCGGUCACGGUAAUAGUUACGAAGAUGUUGGUAAUCAGUAUCUUCGUCCGCAUCACCUUCAGUCCGUGUGCCAGUAAUUAUGAACGCUGUACUCCUGGGCCUAUACUUUCAAAAAAGUUAAGAGAUCGUAAGUUCAUCAGCCAA